AAUACACACGGGAUGUCUCGCCGGUGACCCCGAUGUUAUUCAGCCAUGAAUCUUUCACUCUGUCAUCAGUCCCCUGUUAAGAACCUACACAGGCGAUAUAAGCCAAAGUUGAACGACCCGCGUGGCAGUGGAACUGCAGAAUAAAAGCUGCGCUUGACUCCCGAGAGACAGGUGAUAGUCGCUCUGUCACUGUGGAGAACCAGACUUGGGACGAUCAUGAAACUCCUACUGUGUAUCGCUCUGCUGCUGCUCGCUGCUCAGCUGUCGGAAUCCUUUUGCGCUUUGAAUCAACGGACACCACUGGAUGGGUCGAGUUUAUCGGAGCAGCCCUGCAUUGACCCACUCGACGGGGCGUCGUACCCAGUAGGAGAAACAUGGAUAGACGCCGGUUGCAUGAGAUGCACCUGCGGUGUUAAUACUAUUGAAUGCUGUACGACGUACGUCAGACCAGUUGGCUACUCCGAAGAUUGUGAGGCAAAGUUCAAUUGCCGAGAGUGUCGGUAUCGAGUCUACCGGAAGGACAACCCGGCUAUUGAAUGUGAAUUCAGCGGAGCUGUUGGAAAAUGAGCUGGAGUGCUCAGUCAGCUCCCUUCCAGUCGAGACGAAAUCAUCAAUUUGAUAAAGGAUAUCAUGUCUGCUUCAUGAUAAAUAUAUUCAUCCAUUAAUUUCCAAUCAA
Messenger RNA from Hypanus sabinus (Atlantic stingray), 676 nucleotides. RefSeq names its product beta-microseminoprotein-like. NCBI's taxonomy places the organism in Eukaryota, Metazoa, Chordata, Chondrichthyes, Myliobatiformes, Dasyatidae. Bases 217 to 567 code for a protein of 116 amino acids. The transcript has 4 exons. The record is from RefSeq and is a predicted model, not a curated record.